AUGAGAAGCCAAAUAGCUGGAAUUCAUCAAAAUGCCACUGAAACUUAUGCUGAAUAUUAUGCAAGAUUCCAAAAGCUGCAAAAGAGAUGCCCACAACAUGGAUUUUCUAAAGGGAGUCUUCUUCAUUUUUUCUAUCAAGGUCUUCAUGAAGGUGAAAAGAAACUCUUGAAUUCAGCUGCUGGUGGUGCUUAUGUAGACUUAUCUCAUGAUGCUGCGGAGAAACUAAUUGCAAAGGGAGCUGCUAAUGAACUUCAAUAUGGUAGUCGUGCAAGUUCUGGGACUACUCAGGGAGCUCAAUCUGAUCAAAGGCUCUCAAAUAUUGAGCAAAGUAUCGAAAAAUUGAAUGCAUUACUAUCAAGCGGUAAAGCACCGAAAGCUCAAGUCUGUGGUAUUUGCUCAACUCAGGGACAUUUUACUGAUGCAUGUCCUACAUUGGUUGAAUCUACUUUAGAAGAUGUUAAUGCUAUUGGCUUUGGAAAUCAAGGAGCAAAUCAGUUUUCUAACACUUACAACUCAAGAUGGAAGGAUCAUCCCAAUUUGAGGUAUGGGAACACUAACAAUGCUUUGAAUGGGUUUCAGUUUCAAAAUAAUUCUGCGCCAUCUGGUUUUCUACAAAGGGGUCAAGUCCCUCAAAGCUCGAACAAUGAUAACACUAUUGAGAAAUUAUUGUCCAAGUUGGUUGACGGGCAAACGGAGAUGCAAAAACAAUGCACUACAAACUCUCAAGAUAUCAGGGAUAUGCAAAAGCAGUGCAUUACCAAUUCUCAAGACAUUAGAGAGAUGCAAAAACAACUUGGGGAUGUGAUUAAGAAAAUUAACCAAGAACAUGAGCCUGGACGGUUGCCUGGAACUACACAACCAAAUCUGAAAUUCGAGCAUGCUAACAUCAUUACUACUAAGAGUGGCCGGAAUGUCAUUCCCACUCAGAAGAUAUUGGAAAAUCAAGUUGAUAAGCGUGGCAUCGAAAGAGACCCAGCAACUGAAACAACUUCACACAACAAACCAGAUGAAGCAAAGGAGAAUUCUCAAGCCAAGGAGGAUAGUCAUGAGAAUGAGGAUGAAGCUGAAAUUGUGCACAACAAUUCUGAGGAGAAACAUACUUCUCCAAUUUCUACUAGUAAGUCUCUUAAACCUUCAAGUUCGGUUAUUACUAAUAGUCGAUUCGAUUCUGUCCCUUUCCCAGCUAGGUUGGUUCAGACAAAGAAGAGUGCAUUAGAGAAAAAUAUUUUGGAGACUUUUCGCAAGGUUCACAUUAAUUUGCCUUUACUGGAGUGCAUUCAGAAUCUACCAGCGGUUGUCGCGACUUCAAUCACAGAACUGAGAACAGCGGCAGUGUUGGAGAGAAAAACGGAGGGCAUCGAUGUCGACAAACAGCAUAUAGGGGAGGCGACUGUUGGUUUGAGGGAGGAAGGAGAAAUAUGCGAGAGAGAGAGAGAGACGAUAGAUUUAGAGGAAUGA
Molecule: messenger RNA, 1458 nt
Organism: Daucus carota subsp. sativus
Lineage: Eukaryota; Viridiplantae; Streptophyta; Magnoliopsida; Apiales; Apiaceae
Exons: 1
Coding region: 1-1458 (485 amino acids)
Source: RefSeq, a predicted model, not a curated record